AUGAAGGCUUCAGUGAUUUCACUGAUCCUUUUAGGAGGAACAGACGCUAGAAAACGUCACGAGAGACGGAGCAAAAACCACAGCCGUGCGCUUGCAAAUGAAGCUCAGAGAAUUUCACAGCUCAGUCCUCGAGUUCUUACUUCUUGUGUUCUCGAUCGGGCUUCAGACUUGGCUCUACUGGAGACCUUCCAGUUUCUUGAGCCAGAAAGUGGGAAGCGCGUCUAUUUCGGAACAGCGAUUGACCCGAUCCGUGGAAAUCCUCAAGCAGCAAAGAACUCCAUCGAAGGACACUUUGGCGAAGACGUAAUCAUGACUAGAUCGAAUGGGUACUGCGAUAAGGGAGCGUACAAGAGUUGGAACAAAUGUAACAUCAACGGAGAGUGCUUCGUCGAGUGCGAAGAUGGUCUCUGUCACGAUCAGCAUAAAAACGGGGAGCAGCGAAUCGUCAUUCCCAACGGCUGCCGAGACUGGUACCGCGCCUGUGCAACCGAAUGUGCCAACGAUUCCGAGUGCAACGCCUUCACAUUUCUCGACACAAACAUUCUCGGCCAUCCAGAGUACACUUGCCACUUCAUGAAAAGCCUCACAUGUAAACAUUCUGCGCAGAAUCUCAAUGAUCCGCGAUCUUCAUUCCAUGUCAAAGGCGCAUAUAUGGAAGGUCUCUUCGAAAAAUAUUCAGCAAAUAGCUUCGCAGAACUUGAUGCAAGCUUGUCGGUUGAUCCGGAUUUCAAAUACGGUCAUUGGAGCAGCUGGGGAUACCAUGAGUGCCGUCAAACUCCGGCUCCGGCUUGUGGAGAAGGCGUUAUAAAACGAUCUCGAGUGCUCGAAAGUGGCUCAACUGAACAUGAAAGUCGGCCUUGCAAUUACUCCAACGACGAUGGAGAGCUAAUCGUCUGCGAAGAUAUCACUAAUGGUGAGGGAGACGAGGAAGAUCCAGGACACGGAUGGACUUCUUGGGGCGAUUGGAGCACUUGCUCAAAGACUUGCGGCGGCACUGGCUUCCGAUCCCGCUUCAGAGCUUGUGGACAAUGCACUAACCCGGACGAAAAUGGACUUUGCAGCGAAGUUUCAUACGUUGAUGCAAUUCCUUUUGUCGGCGCAUCCCUAGAAUUCUGCCCAGAAGGCGGUGAAAUGGAAGAAGAAACAUGCCAACUUGGUCAAUGCUUGCCAGGAACUCACGGCCGAACCGGAUGGAAAAGAGCGGGACAACGCGAGUUCAAAAUCCGAAAUAUGUGGAACAUUGCUAAAACCGAGGGUUUCACAAGAACUCUUGAAGAUUGGGAAGGUGGCUGCAGAAAUAUUGACGAAGCCUACAAAGUGAUCAAUUUGGAUUCAUCUGCUCAAGAGCCUUCUUUCCACAAUCCAAGAUUCACAUUUGCUGAAUGUAUGAGAAUCUGCCAGUUGGAAGAGAAAGAUGAUUGCUUGUCGGUCAUGUUCUUCAAGUCUGAACGCGUUGGUGCUCCCGAUGUCAAGCGAUUUUACGGAAACGACGCAGAGGGAAAUCCACUUGAGGGAAAUUGCUAUCUUUUCAACAAACGAUGCCACGAAGAUGGCCAGCCUCGAGAUGCUGCCUACCUCCAAGCUCAGCGAGAAGAAAAAGAAGCUGCAGGUGAGACUUUUACUGGAAAAGCUGCAGCUUUCUCUUGGUACGCUUACAAGGAUCUUUGCCACGCUCCUAAAUCAGUCGCUCUGAAUCCAUGCAACAUGAUGGGAACUUAUUUCCGAGCUACUUGCGACUCAUCCGGCUCCAGAGGAUUUCCAAAUACAGACGUCUGCCGAUGCCCAACUUCCGGUGAUCGUCACACUGAAACCCGGGCUUUCGGUAACCCCUACGCUGCUGCCUGGAAAUACAACCCCGAACUUGGUGAAUUUCAAAAACGAACUCACAAUGCUGCUUUGGGCAAGGGACCAACAUUCUAUUCGAAAUUCAAGUACAGCAGAAGAGUUUUCGCAGGAAAGUCUUUGGAAGAAUAUGAAGAAAUCAUGAACGAGGGAUCAAUGGCCUGCCACAAUCCUUGCGAGCAUAAUCGAUGUGCCAGUGGCUCAGAAUGCAGGCUCAACUCAGAAGCUGAGUUUGGAUACGACUGCAUCUGUCAGUGGCCAACGGUGCCAGAUUCAAGCCGAUUUGGCGAAGGACUUUUACCACUCGGAAAAGCUGGUUAUGGAACGAAUAACGGUUGCAUUGCCGUUGAUCAACGUAACGUUGCGGCCGACUAUAAAGAUAAUCUGAUUUUGUACGGUGGUGGUUGGAACUCGCAACCUGUCCCAACUGGCCCUCUUCCGAAACCCCAUUAUCAAUAUUACGGUCUUGAAUCGGAGAGCCCGUACAAAUUCAAAGUCAUCCACGCUCCUCAAAAGAUUCCGGCCCCAUCUCCAUCUGCUCACAAGGCCAAGUUCUACAACUGCAUGAUGAACAUCGACGAAAACAAAGUCAUGGUUGUCGGUGGACGCCCAGGUCAAUUCUUCGACAUUUGGGACGACAAAACAUUCGUCUAUGAAUGGAAAAAGGGUGCCAACGGAAUCGAGGAUGAAGGUCAAUGGAUCGGCGCUGACGGUAGCUGGAUGAAUGAUACCAAAGAAAGCUGCGAGGGACUUUCUGGUUGCAUGCGACACAACGACUGGCCUGACUUCCCCUCUACUUCUGUUUUGAAUUGUGAAGGACAGUGCCGAGACGGCCAAAUGGGUAGAGGUCCUACCAAUCCUCGAUGGAUCAAUUCUUACUGCACGAUUGAUGCUGAUUUCUACGACGGAAGCAACUGGGUUAACCAGAAAUUCGAGCUUUGCCGACACCGACUCGUUCAAAGCGACGAUGGUAUUACCGUCGAAGGCCUCGAGGGACUCUGGUCAAGCGAAGAAAACACUGACUUUGAAGAACAGUGGGCACAGUAUAACUUGGCUAUUCGAAAGACAAUCACUUUCUACAGACAGACUCAGCUCCAUUCUCCCGACGUAGAAGAUGCGCUCUUCCAAACACAUCAGAUGUUCCAGGGCGAUUCGUAUUUGAUGACCGGAGAGCUCCGAUGGAAAUACCCAAUGGACUCGAGCCUCUACUCACCCAUCCUCGGCCCAGUUCACUAUCGAGAUAUUAUGCAGACCCAGGGCUUGCCGAAUACCAUCCGUCCCAUCUUCAGAGAGACUGUCAAGGAGUACCAUGGUCCAGGUCAACCUGCUUGUGGUAUGAUGGGCAACCGAGCGUACGUCGGUUCAGGAAAGUUCUCUCGUCUGAUGUCACUUGAUGUCACUGCCGCUACAGAGCAACUCUGGCGAGUCGAAGACGGUUCCGAGUUCCCUUACCCAUACAAAAAGUCUGAUGGUUCUCAAUGCCUCAUGUACAACGCCAAUGGAGCCGACUCUUCCCAAUGGACCAGAGAUCAGCUUCCCAACUACAGACAAAACUUCGGAACAGUAGUCACAAGCCAAGGAUUGUGGGUGAUCGGAGGUCUCAUGGCCCCAUCCGCUGAUUUGCCGGGACGAAACUUGAACAAGAAAUACAACGUUGAAGGUUGCACCAAACACUCGCACUUGAAAGACGUUUGGGUUUUCAAUCCAAAUGGAUGGACUCGAAACGACAUUCUCGGAGACGCUCGAUCGAAAUACUCUGGUUUUACCGGAAGUGAAAUUCUUCCGGAAAAAAUUGGAUAUCCAUUCGGAAACGGUAUUGAAUCGCGAAUCUCCACUUCACUCCCUCAGACCUUUGAAGAAUUCCAUCUCUCGGACACACCAAGCGGUCCGUUUGAUUUGUCCAUUGAUUCUGCUCUUGCUGAAGGAUGGGGAUGCACAGGUGUCCAAGGAAAGUGGUGUCGAAAGCCGUAUCUGCCCCGUGAAACAAAGGGAGCUGAGAGCUUUGUCAUGUGCUUUGAGCCUGGAACUGGAACCGAGGACUUUUCCUACGUCCGACGAGGCUCAAAAAAGACGAUUCCUCGACGACCACGAGUUUGUUCCGUUGAAGAAACUAAAAAUUCGGACAACCGAUGCAUCUGUUACAUCAUGAAUAUUUCCGGCCAAUCAGGACCAAAACAAACUCCUGGAGGAGCUGGCUUCCGGCCGGAAAUCGACUAUUUGGAAGUACCCAGAGCUGACGGAACUUAUGGUUCUGAUCAUGAAAGUUAUGCGGAUGAGUUGAAAGAAUACUGCCCAGGUGCUGAGCCAUCCUAUCCAGGGAUUGAUGAGCCAAUCAUCCACGGAAACGAAACCGCUGUUGCCGACUACUCCGAGUGCACACCAGUUUGCGACGUCGAAGGUGCUCCCGCUUGCAACCGAGUUUGGCACAAGAAAAAUCUUCGAUCCGCCUGGCACGAAGCCGGUCGAAUCAAACAUCCCAGAAUGGGCUUCCUCGCCGGACAGCUCAAGGGAGAGAUCAUCGUCUGGGGCGGAGAGUGCUACGGCCCUUCUAACACCCGUCAGUGGAACCUGGACGGAACUCUUCGUGCGACCAGAGUCGACUUCCAGCCAAGAUCGUGCAAAGUCGACGUUCAAGGCGGAAAGACUGUUAAUGAUGACUACAUGGAGGUCUUCUCAUUCUUGCGCAUGAACUCAGCCGGCUACAUCUUCGGUGAGCGUCGUUAUGUCGAAUUCGAUGGCUACGUCGACGGCCGAGCUGGUCACGGAGAAGCUGCAGUCGCCCAGGCUUUCAAUGCUUUCAACAAGGCAUUUUAA
Messenger RNA from Oikopleura dioica, 4656 nucleotides. NCBI's taxonomy places the organism in Eukaryota, Metazoa, Chordata, Appendicularia, Copelata, Oikopleuridae. The record is from the annotation of a GenBank genome assembly.